CCGGUUAUAAACAAACCAGAUUCGUGUGUAAAAACAUUUAGCGCCGGUUAGUUUGUUGAACAUAUUAAACAUCCCAUCAAAUAUAAACUCGAGCAGGUGUUCUUAAACUGUGAGGUUUGAGCGUCAGACAUGAGCGUCACUUUGGACAUAAGACUGAAAAGAGCGAACAAAGUUUAUCUUGAAGGGGAAGCGGUGGCUGGUGUCAUCGUGUUGGUGUGUAAGGAGCCGCUGCAGCACCAUGGCAUCUCUCUGAGCAUGGAGGGAGUGGUGAACCUGCAGCUCAGCUCCAAGAGUGUCGGCGUCUUCGAGGCUUUCUACAAUUCUGUCAAGCCCAUCCAGCUGAUCAGCAGUAACAUCGAGGUGGCCAAGGCAGGAAAGAUCCCAGGCGGCAAGACUGAGAUCCCCUUUGAGUUUCCUCUGCUCACAAAAGGCAACAAAGUUCUAUACGAGACCUACCACGGUGUCUUCGUCAACAUUCAGUACACCCUCCGCUGUGACAUGAGGCGCCCCCUGCUGGCCAAAGACCUGAGCAGGAACUGUGAGUUCAUCGUACACUGUCAGCCACUGAAAGCUAAAAUGGGCCCCAACCCAGUUAACUUCACCAUCACUCCCGACACCUUAGAGAACAUCAGAGAGAGGAGUUCACUGCCAAAGUUCCUGAUCAGAGGCCAUCUAGACGCCACCAGCUGUGUGAUCAGCCAGCCGCUGACUGGAGAGGUGGUGGUGGAGAACUCAGACGUCCCCAUCAAGAGUAUUGAGCUGCAACUUGUACGAGUAGAGACCUGCGGUUGUGCUGAAGGCUACGCCAGAGAUGCCACAGAGAUUCAGAACAUCCAGAUAGCUGAAGGUGACGUCUGCCACGGCCUCUCUAUUCCCAUCUACAUGGUGUUUCCCAGGCUGUUCACCUGCCCCACGCUGGAGACCACCAACUUCAAAGUCGAGUUUGAAGUGAACGUCGUCAUUGUGUUACACGACGAUCAUCUGAUCACUGAGAACUUCCCCCUGAAGCUGUGCAGAGUCUGAAACCGCCGUCAGACUCUUCUGACAAUGUUAGUGUGUGUUGCUCUGUGCUCUGUGCUCUGAGCGUGACAUCAUGAACGAACUGAUCGAUAUCAAAGAAAAGCUGACAGAAGAUUUUUUAAAUAAUCUUUACUUCUGUGUCUUUUUUUUGCACUUCAGCUUCAUGUCAACAAAAAUAAAAUCCCUUAAAAUAUUCUUUUUGUUGG
Molecule: messenger RNA, 1226 nt
Organism: Paralichthys olivaceus (Japanese flounder)
Lineage: Eukaryota; Metazoa; Chordata; Actinopteri; Pleuronectiformes; Paralichthyidae
Source: RefSeq, a predicted model, not a curated record